Molecule: messenger RNA, 1582 nt
Organism: Uloborus diversus
Lineage: Eukaryota; Metazoa; Arthropoda; Arachnida; Araneae; Uloboridae
Gene: Zpr1
Product: zinc finger protein ZPR1-like
Exons: 14
Coding region: 148-1473 (441 amino acids)
Cellular component (GO): nucleus; cytoplasm
Molecular function (GO): zinc ion binding
Source: RefSeq, a predicted model, not a curated record
AAAUCGUCUGCUGGUGCAUGGUUGACUAUGUGAAAAAUAUUUCGUAAUAAAAUUGUUUUUUGGUGAUGAAUCUUCAAUAGUUAUUUCGUGGAAAUCGCUGGACUUUAGCUAUUUAUUUUGCUUCUCAUUCAUUUAUUAAUUAUUAAAAUGUCUUCUUCACCUGCUAAAGAUACCAAGGACCCUAUAUUUAAAGACCUUAAUGCUGAUGCGGAACCUGAAAUUACAGAAAUUGAAAGUCUUUGCCUAAGGUGUCAAAAUAAUGGAAUGACAAGAUUACUGCUGACAAAAAUUCCAUUUUAUAAAGAAGUUGUAAUAAUGUCCUUCACAUGUGACCAUUGCCACUGGGAAAAUAAUGAGCUAAAACCAGCUUCUAUAAUUCAAGAAAAAGGGGUUUCAUAUAAACUGAAUGCCAGAAGUAUUAGAGAUUUAUCAAGAAUUGUUGUGAAAACAGAAUGGGCAAGUGUUAUGAUUCCAGAAUUCGAUUUUGAAAUUCCUGCACAAUCUCAGGAAGGCACUGUAACAACUAUUGAAGGAAUAAUUGAUAGAACUUGCAGUGGACUGAAUUCUAAGUUGAACUAUUUAAAGAUUGAGGAUUCAGAAUCGGCUUCAAAAUUGUCAGAAUUUGUGGAAGAACUAACAAAACUUAAAACUGGAGAUGUUCCUUUCACUUUUAUUGUGCGUGAUUGCUCUGGAAAUAGUUUUCUUGAAAAUUUAUGUGCUCCUAAGCAAGAUCCGCAGUUAGAAGUUACUCAUUUUGAGAGGAACAGAGAGGAAAGUCUUAUGUUAGGACUUUAUUCUGAAGACUUUGAACCAGAGGAGAAAUGUAGUGGAUCUGAUGAUGAUGCUAGUGACUUGAAAGAUGAAGUUUUGGGUUUGCCAACCAACUGUUAUUCUUGCAAUGCACCUUGUGUGACAAACAUGAAAUUAACUCAGAUACCUCAUUUUAAAGAUGUAGUUAUAAUGGCUACUACUUGUGAUGCUUGUGGCCAUAAAACCAAUGAAGUGAAAAGUAAUACUGGAAUUGAACCUUUAGGUGUGAGAAUUACUUUAUCUAUACAGACUCCAGAAGACUUAUCGAGAGAUGUCUUAAAAUCAGAUACCUGUAGCAUCUGCAUAAGAGAAUUAGAAUUGGAAGCUGGUUCUGCAGUAUUUGGUGGACGAUAUAGUACUGUUGAAGGAAUAUUAACUACCAUUAAAGAUGAAUUGAAGAAAAAUAAUCCUUUUUUAUGUGGAGACAGUGCAGAUGCUUUAUUAAAAGAAAAAAUGGAGCAGCUUUUCAACAAAAUAGAUGAAAUAAUUUCUGGUUCAAGGAAAGCAACUCUUAUUUUUGAUGAUCCUUGUGGCAACAGCUAUUUGCAGAGUUUAGGAGAUUCUGAUGAAAAUUUAGUUAUCGAGAAAUAUCAAAGAACUUUAGAGCAAGAUGAAGAACUGGGAAUAUUGGAUAUGAAAGUUGAAAAUUAUGAAGAAACUUGAAAAUGAAUGUAUUUAUGCUUCCACUGUGUAAAAAGUAUUUUUAAAAUCUCGCCUUUAAAAAAACAAUUGAUUCAAAUUAUAUAUAUCAUUGUGAAAUAAAACUUUUAGC